AUGGCUGUCAAUGGUAUCUUUACUUAUGAAGAUCUUUAUGCGGAUAAAUUUCAAAAUUAUCAUCGUAGAUUUAUUCCUCAAGUAUCAUCUUCUUUCACAUCGAGUCAACAUUUGUCUGUAUUGAAUAUAACAACAAUAACAACAACAACAACAACAACAACGACAACGAUUGUUCCUACAUCAUAUUUUUCAAAAUUGAUUUCAUCAACAGAAAUAGAAUCGAAUAUAAAACUAAAUAAACUUGCGAAUGUUAUUCCAUUUAUUUAUUUUUAUUGGCUUCUUGUACUACUUGCAAUUUUCCUAACACUUGCAUUGAUAAUUAUUUUCAUUUGUUAUUGUCGUAAUUUUUUUAAGAAUUAUAAAACACACAGAGAAUCAUUAUCGAGCUUCUAUCAAUAUCGAACAACAAAUCAACGUGCAUAUCCAUAUAAUAUAUAUCAGUCAACAGCAUCACUAUCUCAUUCUUUAUCUACACCUCCAUGUCCAUCGAAAUCAUUAGAAUGUCUUAAUAAUCAAUUUCAUCGACAAGAUCUCGAUAUAACUGAUUCUCCACAGAUUACACGUAUUUAUAAAUAUCGUAAUAAAUCUUUAAGUACAUUCACAAGUUCCACAUCAUAUUUACCUUCUUCAUUACAAAGUCGUUUAAGUACGCGUUCAUUUGAUUCAUCAUUAAAAGUGGAACAAUUGUAUGAAUCACAACGUGUAAGCAUGGCAGUGAAUGAUGAACCCAAUGAGAAUUCAUCGAUUAUUGACAUCAGUUAG
Rotaria sordida is the source of this 762-nucleotide messenger RNA. Lineage: Eukaryota; Metazoa; Rotifera; Eurotatoria; Philodinida; Philodinidae. The record is from the annotation of a GenBank genome assembly.